AUGUCUCUGCAGAGGAUCGUGAGAGUGUUCCUGGAGCAUCCCACCAGUGCAGUGUGUGUGGCUGGCGUGGAGACCCUCGUGGACAUUUAUGGGUCAGUACCUGAGGGAACAGAGAUGUUUGAGGUCUACGGAAGCCCCGGUGUGGACAUCUACACCUCUGCCGGAGUGGAGAGGGGCCGGGAGCAUGCAGACACCGGGUGGUGGUGCUUUAAUGCAGGGUUGCAGACCAUCAUGGUCAUGAACUCUCCCAGCAGCGACCUCAAGGACAGUCACGUGGCCUUCUUAGCCCACAUGCUUCUCCUGCACACCUGUCGUGUGCCAGGCACCGGGCUGGCUGCUUAUACUUCCUGGUUCUCUGGGCAGAUGAGGAAACCGAGGCGCAGAGAGGGGUGGGUGAAGCUGGGGCUCAGAGACCCAGAUCUUGGCACCCUCUGCCCUGGCGAGGGCACGGGCAUUAGUCAGAGGGCCUGGGGUGUCGGAGGCCCCCUGAAUUGCCGCCCUGUGCCUGGCUCCCCGGACCUGGAAGAUAUGUCUGUCAUGGUCCUGCAGACCCAAGGCCCCGCUGCCCUUUUCGACGACCACAAACUUGUCCUCCACACCUCCAGCUGUGACCCCAAGUGGGCACGGGUCUUCCGUGCCUGCGGUCCCAAGGACUCACGCGAGGCUUACAGGCACGUGCUGGGCCAGCACAAGGUGUCGUUCCAGGUGCCCCACUUCCACGGGGACGAGGAGCGCUUCUUCGUAGAGGGCCUCUCCUUCCCUGACGCUGGCGUGAGAGGUCCCGACCACCCCGCUCUUUCUUUCCCCUCUGGUCUUCCCCUGCCGGAUUUCUCCGAAUCUCCCAUCUUCACGGACACCGCGGUGUUCCGUGGGGCGCCCUGGAUUAUGUUGCACAGCACCCUGCCGCCCCUGGACGUGUGCGUGUGCCGUGUGAGGAACAACACGUGUUUUGUGGGUGCAGCGGCGACACUGGCCAGGAGGGCCGGCUGCAAGCUGACCGUCUGCCCACAGGCCGAGAACCGCAACGACCACUGGAUCCAGGAUGAGAUGGAGCUGGGCUACGUUCAGGCACUGCACAAGACCUUCCCAGGAGUCUUUGACUCCCCCAGGAAUGGAGGACUGCAGGACUUCCCUUGCAAAAGAAUCCUGGGUCCAGAUUUCGGCUACAUGACUCGGGAACUACAAGACAACUCUGUGAGUGGCCUGGAUUCCUUUGGGAACCUGGAGGUCAGCCCCGCAGUGGUGGCCAAUGGGAAGGAAUUCCCCCUGGUGAGGAUCCUCUUUGGUGGCAACUUGCCUGGGUGAGAGAGGGGCCGCAGGGUCACCCAGGUGGUUCGGGACUUCCUCCACGCGCAGAAGGUGCAGCCCCGUGUGGAGCUCUUUGUGGACGGGUUGGCCGUGGGCCAUGUGGAUGAGAUUCUGAGCUUUGUCCCUGCCCCGGAUGGGAAGGGCUUCUGGACGCUCCUGGCCAGCCCCAGCGCCUGCUUCAAGCUCUUCCAGGAAAAGCGGAAGCAGGGCCACAGCACGGCCCUCCUGUUCCAAGGGGUUAUUGACAAUCAGCAGGUCAACGCCAUCUCCAUGGCCCAGGUCCUCUCCAGUGAAAACCUCAUCAGCUACAAUAAGUUUGUCCAGGGCUGCAUCGACUGGAACCAGAAGGUGCUGAAGCGGGAGCUGGGCCUGACCGAUGGUGACAUCAUCGACAUCCCCCAGCUCUUCAAGAUGGAGAGGAGAAAGGCGGGGGCCUUCUUCCCUGACUUGGUGAACAUGCUGGUGCUGGGGAAGCACCUGGGCAUCCCCAAGCCCUUCGGACCCAUCAUCAACGGCCGCUGCUGCCUGGAGGAGAAGGUGCGGUCCCUGCUGGAGCCGCUGGGCCUCCAGUGCACCUCCAUGGACGACUUCACCCUAUACCACAAGCUGCACGGGGAGGUGCGCUGCGGCACCAACGUGCGGCAGCAGCCCUUCUCCUUCAGGUGGUGGAACAUGGUGCCCUGA
Kogia breviceps (pygmy sperm whale) is the source of this 1992-nucleotide messenger RNA. RefSeq names its product peptidyl arginine deiminase 3 (gene PADI3). Lineage: Eukaryota; Metazoa; Chordata; Mammalia; Artiodactyla; Physeteridae. Gene Ontology annotation, cellular component: nucleus; cytoplasm. The record is from RefSeq and is a predicted model, not a curated record. The transcript has 14 exons. Gene Ontology annotation, molecular function: protein-arginine deiminase activity; calcium ion binding.